AUGCGCUCGUUCGCUCUCCUGUCCGCAGCUGCGGCUCUUACACUCGCUUCUCCCGUCCCUCAGGAGCUUGACUUCUCUUUGGUCGACACUGUCGAGACUCCCUCCAACGUCACCAUUCCUUCCAACACCGAUGAGCUGAUUGUCAAUUACAACUCCGACUCUGCUGCUACUGCCGUCAAGACCUCCGUCUUGACUGGUCAGACAGAGAUUGAUGUCUCCAACAGCACCACCAACAGCACUAGCUCUUCCACUCUUCAAAGACGUGGUACCUGUGCCGUUCAGGCCACUGGCUCUGGUCCUGUGCCUUCUCCCGACACUGCCUCUUCUUUCCUUUCCUACUCUGCCUUUGCCAGCGCUGCUUCCGCCGCUGCCACUCCCUCGGGCUACACCCAGGCCUUCAAGAACUUGAACGCUUCCAACAACGCCUACGGCUACCUCGGAUUCACCAACCUCCCCUCAUACGACUCCGAGAAGUGCGCUGCCAAGUGUAACGCCAUCUCCGGCUGCGCUGCCUUUAACCUAUACUACGAGCGUGAUCCCUUAAAGGACCCUGGCACUGGUUUGUGUUUUCUGGGAGGUCCAGUCACUUCUGCCAACGCCAACAACGCUGGACAGUGGAGAAGCAACUUCCAGGUCGUCAUUGCUGGUUCCAACGGAUACGUCAACAACACCAUUGAGCCUGCUGAUGGCUUCAACUCUCCUGCCUACUAUGGAAACACUGCCAUUGACGCUCCCAACGACUGCAACGGCAAGGACACCCUCCUUGGUUCUAAGGUCUUCACCGGUGGUCCUUUCGAUGCCAACCUCUGCGCUGCUGCUUGCAAUGCUCAGUCAGCCACCAACCUGAAGGCCAACUUGCCCACUUGCAAGUUCUUCAACACCUACAUUCUGUCUCGCAACAACGUCGCCAUCGGCCAGUACUGCAACCUUUACUCUCAGACCUGGGCAUCUUCGUAUGCCACCUACAAGGGCUCUAACAGCAACAGCAACAAGUACUCCGUCUCUUACUCAUACGGUUUCUCCAGCUCCGCCGAUGCUGGUACUUGCAAGAAGCCUACUACCUCUACUUGGAUCAUCAGCUCUGCAACUGCAACUGCCAGCUCUACCGCCACCGCUCAGCCCACUUCUGCUGGAGGUUUUAUCAACUGGAAGACCUUCAAGGCUAACGGCGCUAACCUUGGCGGAUGGCUCGAGAAGGAGCAAACCCACGACCCUAUCUGGUGGGCCAGUGUUGCCAACCUCUCCACCACCCCUGAUGAAUGGACUCUCUGCGAGACCCUUGGUGACCAGUGCGGUCCUACCCUGGAAGCUCGCUACGCAUCUUUCCUCAACACCUCGACCAUUGACCAGCUCGCCUCCGUCGGUGUUAACACUUUGCGUAUCCCUACCACGUAUUCGGCAUGGGUUAAGGUUCCUGGCUCUCAGCUUUACCACGGUAAUCAGCAGGAAUACCUCAAGACCAUCACCGAUUACGCCAUCAACACUUACGGCAUGCACGUCAUUGUUGGCCUCCACUCUCUCCNNCCUGGCGGUGUCAACAACCUCGAUAUCGGUGAGGCUCUCAUGCACGACGACUUCUUCUACAACACUACCAACCUCAACUACGCCUACGAUGCUGUCGAUGCCAUCCUUGAUUUCAUAAAGGCCAGCGGUAACAUGACUGCCUGGACUGUCGCACCCAUCAACGAGGCAUCUGACAACCUCCCCGGAUUUGGUACUUCUGCUGGUCUCUCCGAGAAGGGUGCUCAGUGGAUUGCUGACUACACCACCGAAGUCCUCGCCCGUGUCGCAAAGGUCGACAGCCGCAUCCCUGUCAUGCUCCAGGACUGCUUCAAGGGUGUUGCUUUCUGGGAGCCUUACUUCGACGCUUCUGCUAACCUCGUCAUCGAUUCUCACGUUUACUACUUCGCCGCUGCUGGUACUUACUCCCAAUAUGUUGCUCCCGCCGUCUGCGGUCAAGCCGCCUUCAUUGCCGAGUCAACCAAGUUUCCUAACUUCAUCGGCGAGUGGAGUCUCCAAACAAUGUACAACAACAGUUUGGCUGUUUCUGACCGUCAAUUGAUCUUCAACACCCAGCGUUACGCCUGGGAGAAGUACGUUAGCGGUGGCAGCUUCUGGACCGCCGUUUCUUACUCCACCGCCCUCGUUGACGGACAGGGUACCCAGAGAGACUAUUGGUCGUACAUCGAUCUCAUCAAUGCCGGUGUCAUUCUCCCCGAGUCCGCAUCCAACGGUACCGCCUACUGCUAG
Messenger RNA from Aureobasidium musti, 2250 nucleotides. NCBI's taxonomy places the organism in Eukaryota, Fungi, Ascomycota, Dothideomycetes, Dothideales, Saccotheciaceae. The record is from the annotation of a GenBank genome assembly.